CGAGGUCGGUCAAGGCCGAAUGGAAUCGUUGGAUCGGAGUCUCGACACCUUCGGUACGGCCGGGAUGACAGACGGCACGGCCACGUGGUUAUCACGCCUCAUGGAGAAUGCUACCAGCAGCACGCUCAUCGACGAAGAACUGUCAAGAUUCCCGAAACCCUUGAGGACCUUCGCUGCAGUAGUCGCGAUCAUCAUCAUGAUUAUUGGCCUAAUUGGCAAUCUACUGACUAUCAUCGCUUUGUGCAAAUAUCCCAAAGUCCGCAAUGUCGCCGCCGCCUUUAUCAUAAGCCUGUGCGUCGCGGACUUCGUGUUUUGUCUGCUGGUGCUGCCGUUCGACUCCAUCAGGUUCAUCAACGCCAGCUGGGCGGACGUAGGAUUCCUGUGCGUGCUGGUGCCCUUUCUGCGCUACGGAAAUGUCGGCGUCAGUCUUCUGUCCGUCGCGGCUAUCACUAUCAAUAGGUACAUCAUGAUAGCUCACCAUGCGAUAUACAGCAAGGUCUACAAGAAGUACUGGAUCGCCGCGAUGAUAAUCUUCUGCUGGGUAUUCUCCUAUGGGAUGCAGAUACCUACGUUGUUGAAAGUGUGGGGCAAAUUCGACUACGAUCCUAAUCUGGAAACCUGUUCUAUCGUCAAGGAUAGUUACGGCCGCACCUCCAAGACGUUCCUUUUCGUCAUGGGCUUCUUGAUACCCUGCGUAGUAAUAGUCGGCUGUUACGCCAAGAUAUUCUGGGUGGUGCACAAAUCCGAAUCGAGAAUGCGAAAACACGCGACACCGACCAUCAAGUCACCUCACACCCCCGGGAGGGACAUCAAGGAAAUCAAGCAGAAGCGCAGCGAGUGGAGGAUCACCAAGAUGGUACUGGUGAUUUUCCUCAGUUUCCUCGCGUGUUACCUGCCGAUCACCAUCGUCAAGGUAGCUGACCCGGAAGUCAGAUAUCCUGAGUUUCAUGUUUUGGGAUACCUGCUGCUAUACUUCGCGUCAUGCGUGAAUCCGAUCAUCUACGUAAUCAUGAACAAGCAGUACCGGCAGGCGUACGCCGGCGCGAUCGGCUGCUCAUGGAUCAGGGUGAGCCUGACGCCGUACGGUAGCAGUGCGCCGGGUGGCGGUCUUCAGGCUCAGCAGGACUUCGCCCAAGGUAACUUCGAGCACCGUCACGUGGUAACUCUCACCAAGCUCUGACCGAACGCGAGCUAAGCGACCAUUCGCUCACUUUACUAUUCAAAGGACUUCAGCAAAACGAUGGUGUCAACGGUCUCUAUCGCCAUGAACCCUGUGAGAAAUUCGCAGUUCCAGGAGGAGCCGUGAAGGAUCGAGUCGGUAGCUGAUGUCGGCGACUUGAAGAGGACAGAUGUCUCUUGUCGCAGGAAGAAGAGAUGGAAAGAAAAUAGGAGGAAGGAGCUGAGAUAUGCUCGUAACAGCAAGACUGUGUUACCGAGCCCUUUUUUCA
Messenger RNA from Harpegnathos saltator (Jerdon's jumping ant), 1448 nucleotides. It is a transcript of the gene moody, whose product is annotated as G-protein coupled receptor moody. The record is from RefSeq and is a predicted model, not a curated record. The transcript has 8 exons. Gene Ontology annotation, biological process: G protein-coupled receptor signaling pathway. The coding region runs from base 20 to 1180 and encodes 386 amino acids. Gene Ontology annotation, cellular component: membrane. Gene Ontology annotation, molecular function: G protein-coupled receptor activity. NCBI's taxonomy places the organism in Eukaryota, Metazoa, Arthropoda, Insecta, Hymenoptera, Formicidae.